Molecule: messenger RNA, 1251 nt
Organism: Trifolium pratense (red clover)
Lineage: Eukaryota; Viridiplantae; Streptophyta; Magnoliopsida; Fabales; Fabaceae
Product: telomere repeat-binding factor 4-like
Exons: 6
Coding region: 112-1047 (311 amino acids)
Biological process (GO): nucleosome assembly
Cellular component (GO): nucleosome
Molecular function (GO): double-stranded telomeric DNA binding
Source: RefSeq, a predicted model, not a curated record
AAACAAAUUUGCACAUAAAAAAAAAAAACAAUAAUCAGAGAACUUGACUAUCACUACACAAAGUACGAACCUGUUGAAUCGAAACUGAAAACAGUAAUCAGAGAGAGAGAGAUGGGAAAUCAAAAGCAAAAGUGGACGGCGGAAGAAGAAGAAGCGUUACAAGUCGGCGUUCAAAGAUACGGUGCCGGAAAAUGGAAAAACAUUCUCCGUGACCCUGAACUUCAACCUAAACUCAUUAGUCGUUCCAACAUUGAUCUCAAGGAUAAAUGGCGGAAUUUGAAUGUUUUCCCUGGUCAAACUGCUAAUGCUAAAGCUAGGGCAACUCCUAAGGCUAAACCAUCACCAUCAGUUGUUCCUGUUAAUGCUACUCUUUCUCCUUCUCCGGUUACUGUUAUUACUGCUGCUGCUACUCCUUCUCCGGCUACUACUCCUGCUCCUGUUAAUGCUACUACUGUGCAUAAUGUUUCUCCUGUACCUCAAACUACUCAAUUUCAGACUCAGACUCCAACUCGCCGCCCUCCGCAAAAUGAUGAUGAUGCUAAAAUUCCUCCAAAGUACAAUUCAAUGAUAUUUGAAGCUUUAUCAACACUCAAAGAUACCAAUGGUUCUGACUUAAGUGCUAUUGUUAGCUUUAUUGAGCAAAAGCACAACCUUCCUCAAAAUCCAAAUUUCAGAAAGACAUUAGGUUCAAAGUUAAGAAGGCUUGUCAGUCAAGGGAAACUCGAUAAGGUACAAAAUGGUUACAAGUUAAAGGAUACCGCAAUAGAGACAAAGCCAGCUGAUGACACAAAACCACCUGCACCAAAAGAAGAAAUGGAUCCACCAGUGUCAAUUAAUACUUCGGCAUAUGAUGAUGCAAUGAGAGAAGCUGCCGAAACUGUAGCCAUCAGAAUUGCUGAAGCAGAGCAUAGGUCAUUUUUGGCUGCUGCUGCAGUCAAGGAGGCAGAAAGAUAUGCAAAGUUUGAUGAGGAAAAUGAUGCAAUGUUAAAGUUUGCAGAAGAGCUUUUAGAAAAAUGCAAGCUCGGUGGAAAUGUUCGCUUUGCUUAAAUUGGUAAAUGUUAGGGUUACAAUGUUUUUGUUUCUACUUGUAAAUUGGUCCAUCUAGUGAAAAAUGUUUUUAGACGCCUCCCCUCACCCCUGAUAGAAAAUUUAAACCACUGUUAGCUUAAUUUUUUGUAUGUGAAGUUCCUUUGAGACCAAUAUUGUGUUACUUUUUUUGGAAUGAAAUCAGUCUAUGUGAAAAUGAUUUAA